AUGCAUGACCGGAAAAGACGAUUUGGAACAAAAUGUUCAUCGUGUCAACGUUUAAUUCAUGCAACUGAUUGGGUAAGACGAGCUCGAAAUUUCGUCUAUCAUCUUGCAUGUUUUGCAUGCGAUCAAUGCAAACGGCAAUUAAGUACAGGAGAAGAAUUUGCAUUGCAAGAUUGUCGAUUACUUUGCAAGCAACAUUAUAUGGAAUUAAUUGAAGGAGAAUGUGGACAACAAAAAACAAAAACAAAACGUGUACGAACAACAUUUGCCGAAGAACAAUUAGCCGUUUUACAAACACAUUUUCAAAUUGAUAGUAAUCCGGAUGGUGCUGAUUUAGAACGAAUUGCUACAAUGACUGGCUUGAGUAAACGUGUUACACAAGUUUGGUUUCAGAAUUCGAGAGCACGACAAAAGAAAUAUCAGGGUAGUAAAAAGAAUCGAACUAGCCGUAAUAGUAAUAGUGGACGAUCAUCAACUGACCUAUGUAGCACACCGAAAAGUCCCAGUGGUGACAGUAUUGAUGGAAUGAUCUUUCCAACAUCCGUCUUAACUAGUGUGGAAGAUGCAAUGGUUGCUACAGAGCAGCGAACAAUUCCAUCAGGUUCCACAUGA
Acanthocheilonema viteae is the source of this 609-nucleotide messenger RNA. NCBI's taxonomy places the organism in Eukaryota, Metazoa, Nematoda, Chromadorea, Rhabditida, Onchocercidae. The record is from the annotation of a GenBank genome assembly.